AUGAUGGGUUCUUGGAAGCAGUGUCUUUUUUGUGUGUCUCUGGUCACUGCUCUGAUUUUUGUGUUUGUUUACAAUCAUGAGUUAUGGGAGAAUAAAAAUUUCCCGGGAGCAUCUCUGUCCAAUGCUUCGCUAUUAGCAGAAGCCUGUCGUCAGAUUUUUAAGGGGAAGGUUUUUUACCCAACAGAGAAUGCAUUGAAAACUACCCUCAGUGAAUCUACCUGUUAUGAGUACAUAGCUCAGAGUCACUACAUAACAGAAGCACUCUCUGAAGAAGAGGCUGGCUUCCCUUUGGCUUACAUGAUGACCAUCCACAAAGAUUUUGGCACUUUUGAGAGACUCUUCAGGGCAAUUUACAUGCCCCAAAAUGUCUACUGUGUUCAUGUGGAUAAAAAGGCAACAGAUACAUUUAAAGAUGCAGUGAAGCAAUUACUGAGCUGCUUCCCAAAUGCUUUUCUGGCUUCCAAGAUGGAGCCCGUGGUCUACGGUGGGAUUUCCAGGCUCCAGGCUGACCUGCACUGCAUCAAAGAUCUUGCAGGCUCUGAGGUUCCGUGGAAAUAUGCCAUCAACACCUGUGGGCAAGAUUUCCCCCUGAAAACCAACAGGGAGAUAGUUCAGUAUCUGAAAGGAUUUAAAGGGAAAAACAUCACCCCAGGGGUGCUGCCUCCCGAUCAUGCUAUUGGACGGACUAAAUAUGUCCACCAAGAACUACUGAGCAAAAGAAAUUCCUACAUGAUUAAAACCGCGAAAUUGAAAACUCCACCUCCUCACAACAUGACUAUUUACUUUGGCACUGCCUAUGUGGCCCUCACGAGGGAAUUUGCUAAUUUUGUCCUCCAAGACCAACAGGCACUUGACUUCCUGUCCUGGUCCAAGGACACCUACAGUCCUGAUGAACAUUUCUGGGUCACACUCAAUAGGAUUCCUGGUAUGUAUGUCUCUUAA
This is a messenger RNA of Lipotes vexillifer (Yangtze River dolphin), 942 nucleotides long. RefSeq names its product N-acetyllactosaminide beta-1,6-N-acetylglucosaminyl-transferase, isoform A-like. The coding region runs from base 1 to 942 and encodes 313 amino acids. Gene Ontology annotation, molecular function: acetylglucosaminyltransferase activity. Gene Ontology annotation, cellular component: membrane. The transcript has a single exon. The record is from RefSeq and is a predicted model, not a curated record. Gene Ontology annotation, biological process: transforming growth factor beta receptor signaling pathway. Lineage: Eukaryota; Metazoa; Chordata; Mammalia; Artiodactyla; Lipotidae.